UGUCGCAACACUCUGGAUCCCUGCGAACAGCACCACCCCGUCUCUACCAAGGCGUCCAAACUGACGGCACACAAGGAGCAAGAUAUGACAACUACCGUCGACGUCCACGUCGCCACUACUACGACGGUGUUCACCAAGGCAUCGUACACUCCCCGCCAAGUAUCCGCACCAACCCAGGGUAUGAUAGGCCUCUUACAUCAGCAACGAGAUCGCGAUCAACCCCGCCAGCAACCGCUCAUGCAGAGCUACAAGCAUAUCCCCCGUCCGGGCCACGUUCGCCAGAUCGUCGCCAACUGGCCACCGCGGCCCACUCGACGAGCAUCCGCUGCCGUCGUGGUACCCGCUCAACCCUCUCAGUCAACACAAGGACCGAUAUACAAGCUUCCCCGUGAGAUCCUCGAAGCUAUCUUCGACCACUACAUGGUCGCAUGGGAAUGGAAGAUCCACGCCGACAUUCACACCGUCUCACCCAUGUUCAACGAGCUUGCCCGUACGCUUCGGAACAUCAGCAGGGUAUGCAAGCUCUGGCGAUACAUCUGCCACGACUCACCCCGGCUGUGGCGAAACAUUCUCCACUGCUCCCUCGAGGUCGAACUUCGUCACACGCACAGUUAUAAGAUGUCCAUGGACCGGUGUAGGAACGUACCAAUGGAUAUGUGGAUUUCCGGCUAUAGCGAGCUGGUGGAAGUCUAUGAGCUUCUACGAGAGAAGGAUGCGUUCAACCGUGUUCGCAGUUUACACGUUGGUCACGCCCAGAUCGCCACACGCCCAGACAAGGACAUCGUACCGUGGUUCAUCCAUUGCAAGCUCGAGAACGUGAAGCGCUUUUCUCUGGACUAUGCAGAUAUCAGUAUGUGCGAAUUUGCCGAGUAUCUUCGACAGUUCCCAAAGCUGGAAUAUCUCCGACUUCUGCACGAUCGUUUCUCGGAUUACAUUGAUCUCACAGACGCCGACGCCCAGGAGACACGUGUCGCCAUCCCCAACGUGAAGUGCAUCGAGCUCAUCCAGGAGAAGCGCGACUGGAUCUCCCAAGUCAUGCACCGUCUCGUGACGACCAACUUGACAUGCAUGAGCAUCACGCUUUCCUCACGCAAAGGCCCGGGGAACACUGCCAGCAUCACUCUCGCCGACGCUCCGUGGAUGUGCAUAUCCCUGCGCAGAAUUGCUCUAGGGAACCAUCUAGAUUAUGCCGACAUCAUAGGCAUUAUUCAGCCGCUCUUAGCACUCUCGCAUUUGCACUUGUUCCGUUCGGCCGUAUGGGGUGCACAAGAGGAAGAAACCAAGCAGCCGUGCGACGCUCUGCUUGCAAUGCUCCAUGCCCGCCCACCAGGCGCCGUCGACGGUGGAACUACUCUUAUACCAGCGCUUCGGGUGCUGAGCUUUUACGCCUACCCCCUCUCAACAGGGGCACUUCACGACCUCGUCAGCAACCGCAAGCAAUCCCAUUCUGUGCCGCUGAAACUAGUCGGACUAGAUCCCGACUGGGUCAAGGCUACGAAUGAAGAAGAUCUGGCGAGAAUCACGGGACUUGUGGACGUUUAUAGGACCACGGCGUAUCAUCUGCUUGAGUGGCAAUAGUCUUCAAUUGGAUUGGAGGUGGGGGAAAGGAAGCGGAUGGAUUUGGUAGCCGGAUUGGGAAUCGGACUGUUUACCACUGCUUUGGGGCUGGUGUUGGAAAAGUGGAGGGUGAUGGGAUGGUCGACCUUUGGAUCUGCCGUCACGAUCACGGAUCAAGCUCGGCGAAUCUUUCUCCCAUUCCAUGCGGGCACGCGAUCCGCUUUCCCUCGGAGACGGCUCUCGGCUGGGAUUUGCUAGAAAAAAGAAGCAGGGACGAACUGCUGUGCUCCCGCCGGAGAAAUUGAGCGGUGGGGAUGCUGGGGAUAUAUAUAUGGGGAAGCAAGCAGGACGGGGAAACUGGUUGUAGGAAGGGGAAGCCCGGGGAACCGGUUGGAGAGAUACGAAGAUGGGGCAUCCUGCCAAAUAGGACAAGCCCAUGCACACCAAGCUUCUCACCCCGCUUGCGUCUUCACCUUUUCACGAUCGUCUCGCCUACUGGCACUUGGCACUUCGCUGGGGACGCGCAAAGGAAGAUGCCGCCGGCUAAGAAGCUCUCGUCCGCCGAGCUAUUUGGGAGCAUCACAAGGCCGCGAACCUGCUUCGCGCCCGGCAGCUCCAGAUAGACGAGUACUUCCUCUCCAGCACGGCUCGGCUCAGCUUGAGUCGAUCCAGCCGUCUUCCAAGGUAUACUCUACAGUGCUUCGGAAUUGUUCGUAAAAACCUCGCCUCGGUGUAUGCAUCUUACUCUUUUUGUCACGUUUCGAUGGAGGGCUAGCUCAUCCUUUUCUUUCCCCAUUUGAUCUGUCUCUGCCUGCACUCGGGUGGGCUAUCUCUCGUUUACCUGGCUUGUUUUCCUGUUAUGUGGGAGCGGCUAGGAUAUAUACUAAUGACUCGGGUUCCGAUACCUCCUUGUUCUUGUAUGUUGAGUUAAACAGUCUAUUAUAGCCCCUUCCUUCGCAGGAUAGGCU
Molecule: messenger RNA, 2525 nt
Organism: Dacryopinax primogenitus
Lineage: Eukaryota; Fungi; Basidiomycota; Dacrymycetes; Dacrymycetales; Dacrymycetaceae
Exons: 1
Coding region: 85-1578 (497 amino acids)
Molecular function (GO): protein binding
Source: RefSeq, a predicted model, not a curated record